CCUGGAGCCUGGGUUGGGUUGGAGUCAGCGACAGGCCAGAUACCAAACAAACAAUCGACCUUGCCAGGCGGGAGAAACACAUAUGAUCAGCGGUUACCUGGUUAUAGGAUGAGACGCGACUCCUGUCAUCCUGAAAGCUAACGCCCUAUUUUUGGAUGGCAACAAGAUCUGUUUCGCUGGCCCCUGAACGUCCAAUGUUGGCCUCGUCGCCAGUCCGCUUGGCUGCGACGGCGUAUGUGUGCAGACUGCACACCGCAGCAACAGGGGUGGAGAAUUUUUGCAUGCUGGAUGGGAUGCGCUCGAAGCGUUCCUUUCCUUUUCUUCCCUCUCAUCCUCCUCGUCAUUUGAAACGACGAGGCAUCGCCAAAGCCUCAAGGGCCAACCCAAGUUGAGGUUACUGCCGACAAGCCAUCUGCUCGCCGAUCCAGCGGUGUAACUCGCGAGCUAGCGAGUCAACGACCCGGCACGUGCCCGCCAGGCGCUUCUCUGUUGACAGAAAGGGAAGUCUAGCGAAUGAUGGAAACCUUCUAGAAAGUCAGCUGCAGCGUGCCGUGUCAAUCACCGCCUCUUCCCCAAAGAAGCACUCUGUGAUGUGCACAUGACGGAACACCCGACGGCGUGUGCAGGACGCAGCCCUUCCCAGCAGAAGGGGUGAAAGGGUGAAGGGGUGAAGGGGUCCACGUCACCACCUGAGGAGAGAGGACGGCGACCUGGUGGCGCAAAACGUCGGGUGCUCAGGUGAAUCGAGAGUCAUGUCUUUGCAGCUGUCCAACUGUCUAAUUGACUUUUUGGCUGGUUUCUGGCUGUGUUCCCAGGGGUCGGGCGGGAGCUCUGUGCUGUGUCAUCCCUCCCGGCGGGAAAAGGUCGGCAUAACGUGUGCUCGGAUUGGUCGGGCGCGGGGACAGCCAUCUGUGGCAGCCGUUUGACACGACAACCGACGGCCCAGAAGCUAGCGGCGACACUAUCGACCGUUGCAUGACGGCGGCGCCCGACGGUUGGUGACAUGGCCUGCCACGCCUGUGGCAGCGAGAGAAGCCCAGCUUCGAAAGCAGCAAUGCGAAAAGGACCAGGCCAGGCACAGCGGUAUGGUAUACACCUUCCCAAGCAGACAGAAAGCCACACGCCGCCCCACGACAGGGACAGACAUGAACCGCAACGCAACCGCGACUCCACCGCCAGGCGAGAUUACCAGCUGGGACCAGGGCGAAGCUGCCGGAACCCCCACGAUCUACUGAGAUUUGAAUUCCCGUUUGUUGUGUCGCUCGUCUGGUUCCCCCGAUCCGCUGCAUGCAACCCCAUCUCUCGCGGGACAUGCCUGCUGCCGCACGACAUGGCCUUUGUGACUGUCCAGCCUUCACAGACAAAAAUGGCAGUGGCGGCGUCUGGAGGCUCCUGUCAUAAAACUUUGCCUGGCGAUGCCACCAUCGCGAAACACCGAGAGCCGCUACCUAUGCAUUAGCAGCACUACUGCACCUGGCGUGUUUUGUUGACAAAAAGACACAGAGCUCCAGAAAAAAAAAAUUGGGCAUUGAUACAUACCUCCGCUCAUCCCUCUCCCUUGCGUCUUCUGCUGCAUUAGUGCAUGUACUCCUCCCAUCUCGACGCAUCAAUAGCCAAGGACAGAACAUGAG
Molecule: messenger RNA, 1631 nt
Organism: Gaeumannomyces tritici R3-111a-1
Lineage: Eukaryota; Fungi; Ascomycota; Sordariomycetes; Magnaporthales; Magnaporthaceae
Exons: 1
Coding region: 1004-1459 (151 amino acids)
Source: RefSeq, a predicted model, not a curated record